GGAGCCAGUGGGGGGGGUCAGCGGGGGAAGGAGGACUGAAGACAGGUCUCCCGACACAGCUCUGGUAGCCACAUUUGCAGACUCAUCUGUCUGUCCAGAACCUGCUCCCACCUCAGGCCCAGGCUAACUGUGAGCUGCCGAAAUGGGCUCUGAGCUGGAGACUGCAAUGGAGACCCUCAUCAACGUGUUCCACGCCCACUCGGGCAAGGAGGGGGACAAGUACAAGCUGAGCAAGAAGGAGCUGAAAGAGCUGCUGCAGACUGAGCUCUCCGGCUUCCUGGACGCCCAGAAGGAUGCCGACGCUGUGGACAAGGUGAUGAAGGAGCUAGAUGAGAAUGGAGACGGGGAGGUGGACUUCCAGGAAUAUGUGGUGCUGGUGGCUGCCCUCACUGUGGCCUGUAACAACUUCUUCUGGGAGAGCAGCUGAGCAGGCAGCCCCAGUGAGCAGCGCCCUUCCCCUCUACAGUGCCGGACCUGCCCAUUCACCCCACUUUCCCCUCACCCCACUUUUCCCUCCCCACAUUCCCCAUUCCCCAUCAAGGGCGCAAGAGUAGCAGGUCAGGCCUGCAACUCCUCUCUCAUUAAAGGCUUCUCUCUCGCCAGC
Messenger RNA from Loxodonta africana (African savanna elephant), 604 nucleotides. It is a transcript of the gene S100A1, whose product is annotated as S100 calcium binding protein A1. Lineage: Eukaryota; Metazoa; Chordata; Mammalia; Proboscidea; Elephantidae. Gene Ontology annotation, biological process: regulation of heart contraction. Gene Ontology annotation, molecular function: calcium-dependent protein binding; S100 protein binding; calcium ion binding. Bases 143 to 427 code for a protein of 94 amino acids. The transcript has 3 exons. The record is from RefSeq and is a predicted model, not a curated record. Gene Ontology annotation, cellular component: cytoplasm; sarcoplasmic reticulum.